Molecule: messenger RNA, 2115 nt
Organism: Parasteatoda tepidariorum (common house spider)
Lineage: Eukaryota; Metazoa; Arthropoda; Arachnida; Araneae; Theridiidae
Gene: Btk
Product: tyrosine-protein kinase Btk29A
Biological process (GO): protein phosphorylation
Molecular function (GO): ATP binding; protein tyrosine kinase activity; protein binding
Source: RefSeq, a predicted model, not a curated record
CUAACCGAAAUUCCUCGAGUUCAAUUCUUCUAGAAAAUCAGAGUCAGUCGCCAGUCUCGUUUAUCUCAGCAAACUUGCUCACAUUGCCUAAGAAAAAGAAGAUGAGCAAAACACAAAAAAACCUUUAUGUCAAUACACCCAUUCUCAAACCACCACCCUUGAACUCGACUUAAGAAAGCCGUUCAACAAGUUUCGGUUCAUUCCAAAAUGCUUUUAACAUACGCCUAGGUAUUCUUUAUCACAACCAUGAUGGGUGGUUAAGAAACUUCUGAAAUUUCUUUAGGUGCCCAAAAUGUGAACAUGAAUACAGGAAAUAUAAUCUUAAAAGCAAGAUUUGAGUAUAUCGUGUUCUGAUAUGAAACUGAGAAAGUUCUGAUCUCUAGACUAGGCAUAUCAAGAUGGAAAGAUAUUUCAAGGUUAAUGAUUUUUAAAUGACAUAAUACAAGACUUUAGAAUCUGGUAGUUUUAUUACUAUGAUUUUAGAUUUCAUGUGCAAGUAUGUACCAGCAGUUAUGCGAUUUUGGUCAAGCAAGAAAAUCAGAAAGGAAUCAUGUACUAUGAUGAAAACAAAUUGCGUCAAAACUGUGGUUGCUUUAUACCCAUUUCAAGCCAUAGAAGAUGGGGAUUUAACAUUAGUCAAGGGUGAAGAAUACGAAAUUGUAGACGAUACUAGAGAACAUUGGUGGCAAGUCAAGAAUAAAUAUGGUGACAUAGGUUACAUACCAAGUAACUACGUAGAAGAAAAGUCACCUGGUGGGAUGAGGCAUCACAGCUGGUAUGUGGGGGAUAUGUCUCGGCAGCGAUGCGAAGUACUAUUGAAAAGAGAAAAUAAAGAAGGAACCUUCAUUGUUAGAAAUUCGUCAUCAAAAGGAAUGUUUACUUUAUCUCUCUUUACAAGAGUGUCCCAACCUCACGUCAAACAUUAUCAUAUCAAAACUAAUUCCAAAGGAGAAUAUUAUUUAUCCGAAAAGCAUGCUUUUCCUACAAUUGAAGAACUUGUAUAUUAUCAUAAACAUAACAGUGCUGGUCUGGCCACACGUCUUAAAGCAACGCCAAGCAGUCAUGUCACCAGUAUUCCUACAACUGCUGGCCUUAGUCAUGAUAAAUGGGAGAUAGAUGCAUCAGAGCUUACUCUUCUAGAAGAACUUGGAAGUGGCCAGUUUGGAGUUGUACGAAAAGGAAAAUGGCGUGGACAUAUAGAUGUCGCCGUCAAAAUGAUGAAAGAAGGCACAAUGUCCGAAGAUGAUUUCAUCGACGAAGCAAAAGUUAUGACAAAACUUCAGCAUCCGCACUUGGUACAAUUAUAUGGAGUGUGCACGAAGCAUAGAUUAAUAUGUAUAGUAACAGAAUAUAUGAAACAUGGUUCCUUACUAAAGUAUUUAAGAAAAAAUGAAACAAGACUCUCUCCAAAAACUUCUGUACUAUUGGAUAUGUGUAUUCAAGUGUGCAGUGGCAUGGCAUACUUAGAACAGCAUAAUUAUAUACAUAGAGAUUUGGCAGCCAGAAACUGUUUGGUUGGUGAAGGAAGUGUAGUCAAAGUUGCUGACUUUGGACUUGCCAGGUAUGUCAUUGAUGAUGAAUAUACUAGUUCAGGAGGAGCAAAGUUUCCUAUAAAAUGGGCCCCACCAGAAGUGCUUGGUUACACACGGUUUAGCAGUAAAUCAGACGUCUGGGCCUAUGGUGUUUUGAUGUGGGAAAUCUUUACAUGCGGAAAAGUUCCUUAUGGACGAGCUACAAAUGCUGAAGUAGUAGAACAAGUUCAAAGAGGCCAGAGAUUAGAUGUGCCAAGAUCUUGUCCAUGGGAAGUGUAUGUCAUCAUGAAAUCUUGUUGGGAAGAGCUCCCAGAGAACAGGCCACCUUUUAGAGCAUUGAAAUAUGAACUGGAAAAGAUUUUAGAAGAAUGGGACAUUAGUUGAACAAGUUAAUAUGGUAGACCUAUGCCAUCUGUCUUUCACUGAAAAGUAUCCACCAACAAUUAUCAUUAUUCAUGAACUAUCAUCAAAUUCUAUAGAAUUUCAUUAUACGGAAUUAUAUUUUGCUUCACGCACUUUAUCAAACAUUUGUGUAGAACAUACCUUUUUGCAUAUGAUUGUUUAAUAAACAUAUUUAAGUUUU